This is a messenger RNA of Ctenocephalides felis (cat flea), 444 nucleotides long. RefSeq names its product soluble guanylate cyclase 88E-like. Gene Ontology annotation, cellular component: guanylate cyclase complex, soluble. Gene Ontology annotation, molecular function: guanylate cyclase activity; oxygen sensor activity; heme binding. The record is from RefSeq and is a predicted model, not a curated record. Gene Ontology annotation, biological process: nitric oxide-cGMP-mediated signaling; response to oxygen levels. Lineage: Eukaryota; Metazoa; Arthropoda; Insecta; Siphonaptera; Pulicidae.
AUGUACGGAAUACUGUUAGAAAAUUUAGUGUCCUUCAUUAAAGAAGUUUACGGAGAAGACAAAUGGCAUGAAAUCCGACGUCAAGCUGGCAUCGAUGCCCCAGCAUUCAGUGUUCAUCAAGUUUCCGAAAACUUACUGAACACGUUGGCUAAAAGAGCUCAACAGGUUUUAGGUUUGACCGAACGUGAGUUUAUGACCGCAAUGGGUGUUCAGUUUGUGAGUUUUGUGAGCCAAUAUGGAUAUGACAAAGUAUUAUCGGUUCUCGGAAGACAUAUGAGGGAUUUUUUGAAUGGUUUGGAUAAUUUGCACGAGUACUUGAAAUUUUCAUACCAAAUGCAAGCACCAAGUUUUAUAUGUGAGAAUGAAACAAGGCAAGGUUUAACCUUGCAUUACAGAAGCAAACGGAGAGGUUUCGUGUAUUACACGAUGGGUCAAAUUAGAGAG